UCUCGUGACACCGUCAAGGCUCCUCGCACAUGGAACCUCACAGGGUGGCGUGCCCUCGAGGUGCUCUCUGAACGAAAUCUAGAAUUCGCGCACCGCAGGCCGCAUUGGGUCUACGACGCUACAGCACCGGUAGGCACUGUACGACGCUGGCUUUGGCCGGCACGGUUGUCUUAAGAAACGGGAUGCUUGCGCUCUUCUUGUGGCUCGACUGCUGGGGAGGCUCAGCCCACCAGGCAAAAGAUAGCCUACUGCUCGUCAUAGCAUUCAAAUUGCAGCAAUACACUUACCUUAAAAUAUACUUAGCAGCGGGAAAUAGUAGCACUAUCAUUAUUGCUCACUACCGGUUUGAUGGAAGCAUGCUACCUGCUGUCAUCAAGUUGCUCAAUGAUUCUGAGCGUCUCAGACUUUUUAGCAUAGAUUCAGUACUGUGCCUCUUGGCGUUAUCGAGUGUGCUAUGAAGGUAGGUGCCGGCCAUACCAGGGUCUUCCCAAGCCGUUCU
Messenger RNA from Paecilomyces variotii, 499 nucleotides. RefSeq lists its product as hypothetical. NCBI's taxonomy places the organism in Eukaryota, Fungi, Ascomycota, Eurotiomycetes, Eurotiales, Thermoascaceae. The transcript has 3 exons. The record is from RefSeq and is a predicted model, not a curated record. The coding region runs from base 183 to 458 and encodes 91 amino acids.